AUGCGCGGCCACGAGAGCUGCCUCCGAGCGCUGCACGAGCUUGGGGCUGGAGCGAGCCUGUCAGCUGCGAGUGCGAACGGAGCGACUCCCGCUCACCUCGCUGCUACGAGCGGCCACGAGAGCUGCUUGAGAGCGUUACACGAGCUUGGGGCGGCGGCGAGCCUGUCAGCGGCGGAGGAGGGCGGAUGGACUCCCGCUCACCUCGCUGCUUGGAGCGGCCACGAGAGCUGCCUGCGAGCACUACACGAGGGGGCUGGAGCGAGCCUGUUAGCUGCGAAUGCAGACGGAGACACUCCCGCUCACUUCGCUGCUUCGUGCGGCCACGAGAGCUGCGUCGAGUUUCUCGUCUCGAUCGGAGGCGCUGCUUCCUUGUUUGCCGACCUCGCCUCCUCACCUGGCCAGAUUGAGACGGACUACCCCGUCCUGCUCUCAAAGCCGUCGCUGCUCGUCUUGGCUGUCAAGCGGGCCUGGCUGCACGUGCGCCUCGAGGCGAAGGUGGGCGGCGCCGACGCCGUCAAGCUCUCGCUCGUGGCGAGGCGCGACAACAUCCUCGACGGCCUCUGCGCACAGCUGGGCGUCGACGAGACCACGGGCAGCCUUGUGGAAGGGACGCGCGCGCAGCAGCUUGAUGUGACGUUCGAUGGCGAGGCGGCGGCCGGCGACGCUUUGCGCCGGGAGUGGUUCGGCCAGGCGACGGCCGAAAUGGUCGACGGGCGGACAGGCCUCUUCUCUCCGGACGGGCAGCAAACGCUGCGGCCGAACCCGAACUCGGCCACUGAAGCUGGGCCGGACCACCUCUCGUACUUUGCACUUCUCGGGCGGAUCACCGGCCUGUCCCUCUACCACCAGGAGACGCUCAACGUCUCUUGGUCCACCGCCUUCCUCAAGGCGGCCUUCGGUUACGAGAUCGCCUUCGACGACCUAGAGCUGGAGGACCCGAGCCUGCACAGCUCGCAGACGCAGCUGCUCUCCUUGUCCGCGGAGGAUCUCGAGGCGGUCUGCCUCACCUUCGAGGUAAACGGCGACGAGGCGCUCGUCUACGAGGACUCGUCCAAGCGGCGGCGCGUCGUGGAGCUCAAGCCAGGAGGUGCUGACGAGGUGGUAACCCAGGCCAACCUCAAGGAGUACUUGCAGCUGUACGCCCGCCACAAGCUACUUGGCGCGAUCGAGCCGCAGGUCUCCGCCUUCCGCUCCGGGUUGGGCGUCUUCUUCGACGAGGAUCUGCUGUCCACCCUCCGCACUUGCUGCACGGUCGCCGAGGUGCAGCUACUCAUCUGCGGCCAGGCUGCGAUCGACGUCGACGACUGGGAACAGUUCACGGUCUACGACCCGCCCGGCUACCGCCAAUCGAGCACCGUGGUGUCUCUCUGGAAGGUGGUUCGCGCGAUGUCAGUCGAGGAGCGCGCGCAGCUGCUCCAUUUCGCCACCGCCUCGACGCGGCCGCCAGCCACCGGCUUCGCCUCGCUCAUGGGCUACGGAGGCGCCGAGCAGCGCUUCACGGUGACGCGCUUUGACGGCCCCAGCGCCACCGAGAGGCUGCCGACGGCAUCGGCCUGCUUCAACCGGCUCUACUUGCCCGAGUACGGCAGUGAGGCUGAGUUGCGCGCCAAGCUGAGGCUCGCGCUGACGGAGUCGCACGGCUUCGCCGAGGCGGCGGUGGCCACGUGA
This is a messenger RNA of Emiliania huxleyi CCMP1516, 1668 nucleotides long. Its product is annotated as putative ubiquitin-protein ligase. The record is from RefSeq and is a predicted model, not a curated record. The coding region runs from base 1 to 1668 and encodes 555 amino acids. Gene Ontology annotation, molecular function: ubiquitin-protein transferase activity; protein binding. NCBI's taxonomy places the organism in Eukaryota, Haptophyta, Isochrysidales, Noelaerhabdaceae. Gene Ontology annotation, biological process: proteasome-mediated ubiquitin-dependent protein catabolic process; protein polyubiquitination; positive regulation of protein catabolic process. The transcript is spliced from 2 exons.